AUGUCCUUCAUAUCUAAGCUCCGCCCAAAAUCUCACGGCAGCCCCCGUGAAGAUUAUCUUGCGACAGUUGCAGACGGCACUCAACAACCACAACAACAACAACAGCCUCAACACAACCAUCAUCCUAACGUUCUUCUUCACGGCCACCAUAGUCAUCACCAUUCAAUAUCGUCACCUAUUUGUCUUCAGUCUUCUUCAUCUGCAGUACCUGUGCCAUCUUCAGCCAUUCCCAUCCCUUACUCACACUCAACUUCAUCAUCACCACCACCAGUAACAUCUCCAGGUCACAUUUUACUUUCUCCCCCACAAUCAUCAUUCAGUAGUUUGCUUACCCGCCCCAGACUUUACAUGUCUCACUCAAGUUCUGCUGUGACAACAACAUCUUCCAAUGGCCAUCUUGGGAGUCAUCAUCAUAGCGGCCAUCAUUCGAAUCUUCAACAAAGCACUGCAGCUUCUGAUAUUCCAACUUCUUCAUCUCUACAGCGUAUCAGUCACCUUGCAAAUCAAUCCUCUUCUCCCCCAGUACAAAGUUACUUUUCUUCUUUAUCUGCAAACAACAACUUUUCAGAAAACCACAUUUUUGGGGUUCCUCUUGAAACAUCCAUUAAAUAUGCUAGCUCCAAUAUUAUUCUUAAAGAUAAAGCUGGGAAAGAAUAUGUCUAUGGCCAGAUUCCAAUCAUUGUUUCUAAAUGCUCUUACUUUCUCAAAAAAAAUGCUGCUAACACUGAGGGAAUUUUUCGUCUAAGCGGCUCUGCUCGACGCAUCAAGGAGCUUCAAGCUAUUUUUUCUGAUCCUCCGGCUUACGGGAAAUCUCUUGAUUGGGUGGGUUUCAAUGUCCAUGAUGCUGCCAAUGUUUUACGCAGAUAUCUCAAUAACCUUCCUGAGCCAAUCGUCCCUUUGGAUCAAUAUGACCAAUUUCGUAAGCCUUUAUCUCAGUAUCCUGUCAUAAUCGAACAUUUACAGGGAAAUCAAUCAAUAUCAGCCACUUCGCCUGGGUUUAUUAGCCCCUCAACAAACCCUCUUGUUACUGUUUCUGCUGUGCCUGAGUCUAAUCUUGAGACAGUCUCUCCCUUGACAAAUACCGCAACUGAUAUGACAACAAUAACAUCUACAUCUAUAUCAACAGAAAUAGUAGACACAAAGACCAACAGAGAUAUUAAUGGCAAUAAUGAUGUCAAUAAUUUAAAGACUGCAACCACUACUCCCCAACUACUUUCUGGUUUGUCCGAUGUUUUAUCAAUACCAGAGGCUGUGAAUAUCUGCAGUAAUAAUAAUAGCACUGGAAACAUUAGUUUUCAUGGCAGUUUAAACAGUUCGACAGGAAGUAGUAGUGACACAUCUGAAGUCACUCCACGAACAGAAGAUACUGUUUCUCCCACAACUCCCACAACUCCUAUGACAACCACAAAAGAUCUUAAAGAUAAACUUUCUUCGGGUACUGUUCUACCACAGCCCCCUUCUUCUUCCACACAAAAUUUAUCAUCAACAUCGUCUCUUUUACUUCCGUCCACGUCUACUUCGCCCUCAUUGUCGUCUCCAAUUACAUCCUAUUCUCAACAACCUCAGGCCCAAUCCUCAACUCCUAUAAUUUCAUCCAAACCUUCUGCCUUGAAGUCAGACAAUGACAAUGAGAAACUUCAAGAAGAAACAGUGGACGCCAUAGAGCUAUAUAAACAGCUCCUUGAAACUUUACCCCCACUAAAUCGUCAACUGUUAUUAUAUAUUUUAGACUUGUUGGCCUUUUUUGCAAAACACUGGCAGUUUAAUCUCAUGCCUGCAGUAAAUUUAGCUGCAAUUUUUCAACCCAGUUUGCUUUCACAUCCUAGCCAUAGCAUGAUUCCUAGCGAGUACCAUCUGUCUCGUGCUGUUGUACAGUUUUUGAUUGAGCAUUUUCAUUCUCUUGUUCCAGUCGAUCUGGACCCUGAUAAAGCAAAAACCUCAAACACAACUAAAGAUCCACGACCUCGUCAUCAUUUUCGUCGUCAUAGUAAGUCUAUGAGCAGUGUUAAUAUUCCUUCGCAAGUGACGUCAUAUCUCGAAUCUUCAAAGACCACAAACUCUAGUAAUACGACUGUGCUGGAUUCCGAAGUAGUUCUAGAGCAAAGUUCUGCAAUCAACUCAUCAUCAUUAUCACCACCAUCAUCAUCAUCAUCUGCAGUUUUGCCUUCUUCACACACUAAUUCAUUUGCAACUAGUAUCAGUAACCUUGCAAAACGGUCAGUAUCUCCUGUUCAGACGGCCUUAACUGGGCAUAUUAAAAAUAGAGCAACAGAUAACGCUUCGAAUUCAACUGGGAGUAAUUAUAAUGCCUUUGCAUCGACAUCUGAAGUGACAGCACCCGCCUCUUCAAUGAGAUCACGCGCUUUAUCUCCAUCUAGACAUUCUGUCAGUGCUCCUAUUAGUCCACAUAAUCCUCCUGGAUCUCCGCCAUUACAUUCUAGUAUUCCUCUAGCAACCCCAGCAGUGGCAACCACUGGAAUAUUUUCUGCACUUAAACGUGCAUCAAGCAUAACGCGACGUAAGCGUGCUCCGUCUACUUCUGCAAAUUCCAAUAAUCUUGCUAAUAAUCUUAACUCAUCUACUGUUUUAAGCUCUGCUGCUUCUACACCUACAAUUAAUACAUCAUCCCGCCAACCCACCAUAUCAACACCAAGUUUUAUGAACCAAACAUCAACUCCGAAUUCUGUACUCAAUAGCUCUGAGCAGAGUUCAUCAACAAGUUCUAAGCUUUUAACAGAAACCGUUCCUAGUUUGUUUUCAACUACCACAGCAGUUUCAACACCAACUGUACCCACAACCACUUAUGCACCGACCUCUAUGCUUAUUCCUGAUACAGAAUCUACACAUGUCUUACAGCCUGAUUUGGGGCCUACUUCUAUGUCAUCUUCUUCAACAAUAUCGAAUUCUAUUUCUAAUUCAACCUUAUCUAAAGCUCUCGCAAAGAAAUCGAUACCGUCAUCUAUGCUAAUUCCAGAAUCAUUACCUUCUCCUAUCUCUUCACCAUCCGAGCAUCCUGAUCCUGGAAAUGCACAUUUUAGUUCCGCCGCGAUGUCGUCGUCUUCCUCACUCACAGCAUCUGCAUCUGCAUUAAGUUAUGGCUCAACAAGUUCUGCAGCGGCAAUAAUUACUGCUACUAGCACUGCAACUGUAAAGAAGUCAUCUAGCGAUGAUAAAAUUUGUCUUAAAAAUAGUGAUUCAUGCUCUACAUUUACUACUAAUCAAUUAGAUUAUGCCAAUUUUAGAAGUGAGUCUACUCCGACUCGUACGCUUGCUACAUCUACUCCGCUUGAUUCAAGUGAUUUUUCUUUGGGAACCCCUAUUGAUUACAACCAUAGCAAUAAUGGUGGUAAUGUUGUUGCUCCAGAAUCAGCACUAAAAAUCCCUGAGAUCACUACUAGCAAAGUAGAUGAUUUGAAAUCUGAAGAGACUGAUACUGUGAAACGAUCGAAAAUUUCGACAAGUUUAGCUAGAUCUAUAAAUCUACAACCACCAAACACAACAUUGAACCCGAAUUUCGGAGCAGUUGGUGGAUUCUCUUCUGGGUCUUCUUCAGAUGAAGCGGAGCCUGUUAAUACUGUCACUGCAUCUACUCAGACUGAAUUUGAUGUUUUACCAGGACCUCCCAUACUACAGUUACCCCUAUCUUCAAACAAUGCCAGCAAUGAAACUAUUGGAACAGAGUCUGGACGCAGUAAGUUUCGACGUCAUCGCAAGCGUAUGUCUCAAUCUCUUUCUAAUAUGUCUAAUCGACUUACUCGUCGAUCUCUCUCUCCUUUGGCCAAAGUGGAAGGUGGUAAUACAAGUUGUGGAGAACUAGGCUAUCGCAAUAUUACACCAAGUUCACUGGCUGGAAAUAAUUUUUAUGGCAAUAUCUCAUCAGGGGGGUCGUCACCUUUGAGUCUUGCGGCGUCUUCAUCUGUUCAGUCACUACAACAGCAAACUGAUUCAAGGGAGCAACAGUCUCUUGAUAACGCAAUUGCUUCAAUGUCUUUAUCUGGUCCAUCUUGGCCUCGUAACAAUUCUACUGAAAGCGGAAAUUGUGCGUUUUCUAGUGAAUCUUCUAUAGAUUGCGAAUCUGAUGGAGAUUAUGAUGAAUCUAAUAGUAGCCUUGUUUAUCAAAAUACUUCUACUGUUUCUCCAGUCGCGAUUGAUUCGUCAAAUUCGUCAAAUUCGUCAACUGGAUUCGUCAAUACUUCGGGCUUUAACAACAAUAAUAUUUCUAUCAGCUCUUCUGACACUGGCUCGCUACCAACAUCAAAUAAACCGAACGUAUCUUUAUGGCGUCGUUCUCUCAUUGCUAUCAAUAUACCAGUGACAACAUCUUCUUCAUCGGCACCUGCAUCGGCCACUACGACUUCUCUUUCAAUUUGCGAUCAAGAAACUGAUAGUAUUAAUCUAUCUAAAAGUUCCCAACUUUCGCCCCGAACUUCCCCAAUUAACGAUGAUAAUACUAGCAUUAUGACUGCACCCACAUUAGGAUCGAGUCCUAAUAGUCGACAGGGUUGGCUGCAUAGACCUUUUAAAGUGACAUCGCGUAAUAAUAGCCGGUCCCAACUUAAUUCAGAUGAUGAACGUGCUCCAAUUUGA
Magnusiomyces paraingens is the source of this 4587-nucleotide messenger RNA. RefSeq lists its product as uncharacterized. NCBI's taxonomy places the organism in Eukaryota, Fungi, Ascomycota, Dipodascomycetes, Dipodascales, Dipodascaceae. The transcript has a single exon. Gene Ontology annotation, molecular function: GTPase activator activity. Gene Ontology annotation, biological process: signal transduction; activation of GTPase activity; regulation of fungal-type cell wall organization. The record is from RefSeq and is a predicted model, not a curated record. Gene Ontology annotation, cellular component: cell cortex. Bases 1 to 4587 code for a protein of 1528 amino acids.